GAAUCGCGACCUGUUCAUAAACAAUUUCGCGUGUCACGUGUCGUUGAACCGCCACCACGUGUAGUAGAGGCGUGACAAUACAAAUAAAUAGGAAGCAUGCUGGCAAAAUGCCAGCACGCGCCAUUAUGGAUUCUGAAAUUGGAAAUUUAUAUCCCAAUCGCGGUAAAUAAUCGAGAAUCAUGGAAUGAUCAUUCGCAGAUGGCGAGAAAGUUGGGAUAGAAAGCAGCGAUGGAACAAUAUUAUAAUCGUAAGAGGUCGAGAAAUAAUAACAAGUUAAAAAUUGGAGUUGUAAUGGAAAAUUUGUGAUUGAAGAGAAGAUCCGUGGAGAAGAUAGAAAGGAUUGAAUUAAGAUUUCGUUCAAGAAAGAAGCACGACGAGAUAUAUUGUCAGAAAAGAAAUUAGAACUUAUUAUAGUUAUUGGCAGUAUAGAAAUAAAUCGAGGAAGCGAAUUGGAUAGAUAUAUGUGCGAUGACGUAACAUGAGUACAACGAAAAUGUGACUACUAUAUUGCAAAUACAAUCUCUGCAGAUAUGACGACAUUCGAGGUGUCUCGCGUUGAGAUUUUUUCAGACGUAUCUCGUUGACUCCACUUCGUGUGUCUACGGUCGAUAAUCUCUCGACUUUUCUCUUGCUACAUUUUCAACUCUUUAAUGAGCUCGCAAACAUUGAAAUCUGUGCACGUAUGAUAUUGGAGAGAACUGUGCCAGUCAAGAUUUCAUUAUAAUAAAUAUAAUUUCAUAAAGAAAUAUUUUAUUUCGAUAUUUAUAAAGUUAAGAAAAAUAGCUAGCACGAAAGUCGUGGAUUAAUUCAUAAUUCGUAGCGAAAUUUUCUUGAACGUGAAGAGGAAAUUUUUCAAAAUUAACAACAGAUAACAGGCUGCUUUAUGAUUCAAUAUGUGGUUGCCGGUGAUAUCUAUUUUAUGGACUAUCGUGAAUUUGGUGCAGCGUAAAUUUACGACAAAAAGUGUGAUGUAUUCUACGUUAAAUGAAACAACAGGUGAGUGUGACCAGUUCGUGGGGUGCAACAAGGUGGAAAUCAUCACAGAUUUUGCGCCACGUACCGCACGAAAACACGCAGAGGCUCACAGAGCUCUAGAGCUCCUCGAGGAUUAUCACGCGAAGCUGACGAGGCCUCAGGACAAGCAGCUACGAUUGGCCAUCGAGCGUGUCAUCCGUAUCUUCAAAAGCAGGCUCUUCCAGGCGUUAUUGGGUAAGUGACUACUCUACAACUCUAGCCUAGUAGCCUCUCUCUCUUCUAUGGAAACUUUUAGAAUUACUUUUAGGUAACGUGAAGAUUCUUCUGGCGCCGAGAUACGGACGUAGGUUGAAAGGGAGGAGGGGAAGGGGGAGGAAGUACGCCGUAGCCGAAUUGCUUUUCGCGAUACUCGACGUGAGGGAUGGAUCGAAGGAGGGAGGAGGAGGAGGAGGAGGAGGAGGAGGAGGAGGAGGAGGGAUGGUUGAACGCCGAAGACAAACGAUGGAAAGAGGUUUAAGAGAGGAGGAGGAAGGUCGAGGAGGGGAUGUAAAUGUGUAAGCACGUAACUUUUCUCUCGUGUGCAAAUGCCUUCGGGAGCGUUAUGAAUGGUUGAACGGGCGUGUUUCCGCUCGGAGCGUAAAAAUAGGGGCGAGUGCAGGGUUCGUUGAAGCCUCUGCCAUUAGCUGAACGAGACGUUAUGGUCGUUUUAUCCCUUAGCCGCGAGGAAUGCGGCUACCGAUAUUCAGGCUUCUUGGAAUGCGCUUGCAUCCGGAUCUUGGAACUAUUUCCAUGUUCUUUUUCUUUGGAUUUGAUUGAAAAAAAAAAA
Molecule: messenger RNA, 1801 nt
Organism: Apis dorsata (giant honeybee)
Lineage: Eukaryota; Metazoa; Arthropoda; Insecta; Hymenoptera; Apidae
Exons: 5
Coding region: 894-1217 (107 amino acids)
Molecular function (GO): protein binding
Source: RefSeq, a predicted model, not a curated record